Messenger RNA from Fonsecaea erecta, 1320 nucleotides. RefSeq lists its product as hypothetical. The record is from RefSeq and is a predicted model, not a curated record. Bases 1 to 1320 code for a protein of 439 amino acids. Gene Ontology annotation, cellular component: nucleus. Gene Ontology annotation, molecular function: transcription cis-regulatory region binding; DNA-binding transcription factor activity. The transcript is spliced from 7 exons. Gene Ontology annotation, biological process: positive regulation of transcription by RNA polymerase II. NCBI's taxonomy places the organism in Eukaryota, Fungi, Ascomycota, Eurotiomycetes, Chaetothyriales, Herpotrichiellaceae.
AUGACAGAUACUACAAAUCUCCAGACAACUGCUGAAUACUCACUCACAUCACCGAGCGUGGACGGUUUCUACGCGGGCCAGGAUAUCCUCCCUCUACAGCCCCAUUUGUCACCAUUCAACGACCGCGACAUCCACACGGGCACAACAUUUCCACCCAUCAGUCUUCCAUCCUCUGGCAGCCGCUGCCCAUUGAAUAACCGUACCGAGGCACUGCUCCUGCGGCACUUUGUCAAAGAACUGUCUCCUUGGUUUGAUGUCACGGAUCCUACCGAUCAUUUUCGUGUUGUGGUGCCUGAAUUGGCCAUGGUCAGCGAAGUUGUGCUAAAUGCCAUAUUCGCAAUAUCCGCGCUACACCUUGGUGGUGUCCCAGAGAAGGACACGAUUGAGGGUUACGAGGUUCCCGUGGAUGCGGUCCUGGCCGAAGUUUAUCACACCAGAUGCAUAGGAAUGCUCAUAAGUCUAAUCAACGAGGAGACCUCUAACACAAAUGACGAUGUUCUCACGGCUGCAGUCAUAUUGCGCAAGUUUGAAGAAAUGCGCGGCUACGUGACACAACACGACUACGGCAGUCAUCUACAAGGGGUUUCGGCCCUCUUCAAUUCUCGCAGCUGUGCUAUUGCUGGUGGACUGGCCGAGGCAGCAUUCUGGCAAUUUGUGCGUCAAGAUGCUUUCCUAUCGCUUUCGAUUCACCAAGCGCCCAAAAUCGACUUUUCGAAGCAAGAAUUUAGAUUCUCAGUGUCCGAGGCGCCAGACAGUAUUUGGGCGAACCGUAUCAUCUUUUGUACGGCGAUCAUUUUGACCUACUGCUUCUCAGAUGCGCCCAAGACGCUCGCCCGAUGGCAGGAACUUAAUCAGCAAGUGAAUGAAUGGGAUGCAAUGAAACCGGCUUCGUUCACCCCAAUAUUUUUCGAAGCUCCAUCACUAUCUGAAGGGAGACGAUGGCCGGAACUUCAAUUUUACGCCCCCUGGCAUGCAACUGGGACACAGUAUUUCCACCUCUGCAAGGUUUUACUCAACCUAUACCGGCCUGAUACUCCAUCUCCAGGAGCAGGACUAGAGUAUAACCGUGCUCACCGGGAAUUGAAGAAAGUAAUUAUGCACCACACACGAUUGAUCUGCGGCAUAGCGCAGUCAAACUAUUUCGCCAAUCCAAAGUUCAACAUUGGACCCAUCAUUCUCUUGUGUGGAGGUUGGGUCACAGAAGUCGAUGAACAAAGAACGAUUCUGCAUCUCUUGCACGAAGCCGAAAAGGCACACGGAUGGCCGACAAAGCACGUACGGGAUUCUCUAGAAGAGCAUUGGGGAAUGAACGCUUCGUAG